AGCUAAACUCUGACUGCUCGGCAGCUUCCUCACAACAUGCGAUGGGAAGCGAACCCGCAACCUUCAGGCUCAACGGACGUUAUCUGAAGCAACAGCUCCAGAGGCCGGGGCGACGUUCCACCGAGCCGCGGAGGAAUGCUAACCCGAGGAAAGGGCUCGUUCGGUUGGGUUUGUCCUGGAGCUGCAGCCGCUGUUCCCCGGCUAACUGCCUAGCUCCCCCCCCCCGGCUAAUGGAUGAUCUAUGGGCUGAACAUGACCAUAUAUAGCCCGGCCGCAGAGCUCCCUCGCCGGUGAGAUGUAAACGGUGGCUCGCUGCAAGGAGGCUGACAAAGACCACCCAGGGAAAACCCCCCAAACUCGGCUCGAAGUGGAAAGAGUGCUCCACCGGCACCAUGUCCUCCGAGCAGAUCAUCGCCAUCAUCGUGGGUGACAAAAUCUACGAGGUGGACAAGAAGAAGCUGAUCGAGAAGAGCGACUACUUCCGGGCCCUGUACAGCUCCGGGAUGCGGGAGUCCACGGAGGACUCGGUGCAGCUGCAGGGGCUCAGCGUCCCGGGCCUGGAGCUGGUGCUGGAGUUCAUCAACACCUCCAAGGUCCAGGUGGUCAACGAGACCCUGGAGGACCUGAUCGAGACCGCCUCCUUCCUGCAGGUCACCUCCAUCCUCAAGCUGCUGACCUCGGAGAUCCGCCUGGACAACUGCGCGGAGCUGUAUAGCCUGUCCGAGGUCUACGGGACCCACGACCUGCGCAAGGCCUGCCUCAAGUUCAUGAGCUGCCACUACCACCCCAUGCUGAGGCGGCCCGAGUUCAGCAGCCUCCCCCCUGCUGUGAGGGAGCAGGUCAGGGAGAUGCGCAUGAAAGGCACCGCCACCCUCAUCGCCAUCGGAGACUUCACCUGUCUGUCCCUGGACGUGCCUUACCAGGACGAGACCUGGUCCAUGCUGAGGUACGGAGAAGUGGAGCAGCGGUGGAAGCCACUGGCCAACAACCUCCCUCCAGACAUGAUCAACGUCAGGGGCUACGGCUCGGCCGUGCUGGACAACUACCUGUUCAUCGUGGGCGGUUACAGGAUGACGAGUCAGGAGAUCUCUGCCGUGCACUGCUACAACCCCAGCAGGAACGAGUGGCACCAGGUGGCUCCGCUCAACCAGAAAAGGUCCAACUUCAAGCUGCUGGCGGUACAAGGGAAGCUGUAUGCUGUGGGGGGGCAGUCCCUGGGCACGGUGGAGUGUUACAGCCCGGAGCAGGACUGGUGGACCUGCCUGUCCUCGAUGCCCGACCCGCUGGCCGAGUUCUCCGCCUGUGAAUGCCAGGGGAUGAUCUACAUCAUGGGCGGAUACACUGCAAGAGACAGGAACACAAGCGUCCUCCGGUACUGCCCCACCUCCGACACCUGGACGGUGUUCCGGUCGUGCUCCGCUCACAUCCGUAAGCAGCAGAUGCUCUCAGUGGAGGACACCAUCUACCUGGUGGGCGGCUACACCCACGAGCUGGAGGCGGGUCAGCGGCAGCGUCGUCCCAGCCAGACGGAGGACGUGCUGACGGUGCAGUCCUACAACAUCUCCACGGGGGAGUGGUUCCAGCUGAAGGAGAACACGUCGAAGUCGGGCCUGAACCUGACGUGCACGCUGCACAACGACGGCAUCUACAUCAUGAGCCGGGACGUGAGCCUGCCCACCAGCCUGGAGCACCGCGUCUUCCUGAAGUACAACAUCUUCUCCGACGCCUGGGAGGCCUUCAGGCGCUUCCCGGCUCUGGGACAGAACAUGCUGCUGUGCUCACUCUACCUCCCCAACAUGCUAUGAUCGACGGGGACGAUGGGGAAAGACGUCAGUGAACAGAGAGACAGAGGAGCCACCGCAACAUUAAUAUAGGCCAGUGUGUGGCUUGCUUGUUCCAGCACAAAAUGUGGCUCCGUGGCAUUACUGGGAACAGUGUCUGGUUGUCAGGUUGAAAACCUUGUGACCACUGUGCCUCAAAAAGAAAAGAAAAGCACUACUACAUUGUACAUAACUGCUGUGGAUGCAAAAGCUACAACGACAAGUAUGAAGAUGAUGAAGCGCCGUGGCCCCCGAAGGUCGACAGCAUCAGAACAGUUCUCAGUUUGUGUGUCUCUCAUGUGUUAAUGUGAAGGUUGCAUUCAAAUCACAGAGAUGUGCGUCUGUUUCUCUGAAGACGAUUAUACAGAAGUGUUCAGAAGUCCUCCUGAUUCAGGUGCCAGAUAAGGAAACAGAUUUAGAAUUUGGAAAUAAGAAUUAACCUGCACAUAUGAGCAUAACAGCAGUUAGUGGUAUUUAACAAGCUUCUGUGUUUUUCAGAGAAACCGAUGGUAACGACUGGAAUGUCACACUAAUACAUGACUGGCCACAAACCGGGGCUUAUUAUAACAGCAUGCGUGAAAAAAUCUAUGCGCCGCAGAACUCCUCAUGUUUACACUCCACAUACUGCAUCGAUGUACAUUUCCUUCCAUAAUUCACUACAGACCUUAAAGUAUCUCAGAAGCAAAACACACGUAUUCUCUUGAUUGUGCUGCACAUGGGAGAUGAUCCCUACGUAAUGGCUUUGGUUUUACACUGCCAGGUUUAUGGGGAUUGGAAGUUUCUUGAGAGUUGGCGUG
Messenger RNA from Limanda limanda (common dab), 2617 nucleotides. RefSeq names its product kelch-like family, member 42 (gene klhl42). Bases 393 to 1805 code for a protein of 470 amino acids. Gene Ontology annotation, molecular function: protein binding. The record is from RefSeq and is a predicted model, not a curated record. The transcript is spliced from 3 exons. Lineage: Eukaryota; Metazoa; Chordata; Actinopteri; Pleuronectiformes; Pleuronectidae.